Neolamprologus brichardi is the source of this 1911-nucleotide messenger RNA. NCBI's taxonomy places the organism in Eukaryota, Metazoa, Chordata, Actinopteri, Cichliformes, Cichlidae. The record is from RefSeq and is a predicted model, not a curated record.
CUGUUCGUAGCAGAAACGCUCUCACUCGUCGGCGUGACGGCUGAAGUGCUGCUGCUUUGAUGGACGCUCAGACCAAAUCAGGGAAAGUUUACCUGCAACCCCACAAACCUGGAAAAAAAUGGAAGCCGGUGUGGUUGUCUCUGACGCCCCCCAGCAGCCGUGGAGUGGGCCGACUGGAGAUCCAGGACAUGGGAGGGGGCGAUCUCAGAAAACACGGGGACCGGAGGGUGAAGGUGGUCCGACUGUCCGAGUUGAUCAGCGUCCUCAGACUCCCCCCGAACGCUGAGGCCUGCCCCAUGGAGAACAUGUGGGCGUUCUGCGUGGAGACUCAGGACAGGACCAUGGUGUUCGCCGCACUCAGAGACGACUGUGCCGACUGGGUGGACAAACUGUGCCAAAGCACGUUUCAGAAAGGAGGCCGUCCACGCUCGAAUCAGCCCCGAAUGGAGGAGAACCAGAUAUACGUCUCAGUACAAGAAGCCUCUGAGUUCUGGGUGGCGAUUCAGAGGAACGUUUAUUUUCUCUCCUCCUCCCAGCUGACCCUAACCAUCGAAGCCGGGCGGCGCUGCGACUCCGGUCCUGGAGCGUUCAUCUUUGAGACGCCGCAGGCUGACAAGAUAUUCGCCCGGAUUCAGAGCACCAUCAAACUGAAGACUUCAUCGACCAACCCAAACCCAGAGGGAGAGAAGGUUGCGGUAACCAACAUACAGGCUCAUUCGCCCCUCCCCAAAGUCCCCGAUAUGACCAACAUGGCCGCCAUCCUGGAGAACAAGCUGAGGACAGAGGAGAGCAGAGAAGAGAGCGCACAUGCUCGGGAAGAUCACCCGCCUCCUAUCACCCUCAUGCCACUCCCACUGGUCCCUGCUGCCUCCUCUGCAGGUAACCAUGGAGACCAGUCAGAGGCCAUAUACGCCAAUCCGACCGACUGCAUCCGGCCUGUAACAAAACCCCCGCCUGUCAGAGCCACGUAUAUCGACCCUGCAAGCGUUCUUCCUCUCAAACCCCCAUGUGCCGCUCCGCAUCCCCCCCCUCGCGCGGACGACCCGGAUUCGGUCUACUCGGAGGUGUACGACAAGAUCGGCCAUCACCAGAACAAAGACAACGUCCUCCAGAAAAAAGAAGAAACGAAGGUUUCAGCAGAGGGUGCCGCGGUCUAUGCCGAACCCAGCAGACGGAGCAAAGUGUCUCUGACAAGCGAAGCCAAGGCCGACCCCUUCGCUCAUCUUUACGCUCAUGUCUGUAAGAAAGCACCGUCGUCUAGCCCCUCGUCAUCCAAUGAGAGCACCCCCUCGUCCUCAUCUCAUAUCGCCAACAGGAGCACAACAAAAGCCUCGGAUUGUCCACUUGAUGAUGUAAUCUAUGAAAACCUGGGCAUCAUUUAACUCUGGUGUUUAGAAAACAUCUGAAACCAUCAUCGACGUUCUUCAUAGUAAAAUUGUUCAAAAACUCGUGUUACCGCAGCACAUGCGAUGUAGGCUGACCUCAGACUGUAGAAGUUUGGGACUGGACGUCGGAGGAACUGCCGGUUUUGUAAAGUCAGGGAUCAGAUGUUUGAGAAACUUCUUGCUUGCUUCCUAAAAUAUGAAUAUUUAAUCAUUAAGACAGGUGAAUAAAUAAACCUGCAUGAAUGUGAUUUAUGUUAAUGUAUCUGUUUAUCUGCAUAUUUAUAAGUUUAGCACUCCUGUGUUGCAAAUUCAUACUCUGAUUUUUCCACAUAGAAAACUUCUCAUACAUAUAAAACUGUAAACACGCUUGUUUGGUUACGAUGUACAAAUGUUUGCUGCAAAAAUGUCCCCGAGUCAUGUUACACACAUGGGCCUUACUAUGUUUCUGUGUAAAUAUCGGAGCUAUGACAGGUAUCGCCAUCAUCUGUUACCGUAAGUGUUAUUGUGCUUUAAAUAAAACAAAUAU